AUGAUCAUCUUCACUAUAAUCGGACUCACUAUAGGCGUGCCGCUCUGCAUCUUCUACCGCAACGGGCAGAGCGUGAAGAGGAAGGUCUUCGCGUGCUGCUGCCCGCAGCGGCUGGAAGAACUGGCGGAGGAAGAAGAGGCGAAAAGAAAGGCGAAAAUCGCGGAACCGAGGCCGUGGGAGCUGCAGCAGCCGGGGAUGAAAUUCUCGCUUAAGGGCAGCGGGAGAGGGGAGGAGGAGGAGGAGGAUGGGGAGGAUAGCGACUGGGUGCGGUCGGACAACGAGGAGGACGCGGAGUGUGGGAGAGGGCGGGAAGCAAAGCCGCCUGUUCCGCGCACAAGGAGCUCGCAGGCAGGCGCAGCAGGGGGAGUGCCGCGGGCUGUGUCAGCUGCCUCCUCCGCCUCUGGUGGUGGUUCUGCCAGGGAGCCUGCUGGGGCGCGUGGCAAUGGUGGUGGUUUCUCCAACGUUUCUGUGGAGGCAGCAGCAACAGGGAGAGGGCUUGCGGGAGGACAGGGCGUGCCCAGGGCGGUGUCUGCUGAAGCAGCCAUGCACACGGGAGGGGACAGCCAGCGAAUGCUGCCAGCAGGUGGUACUGGGGUGGGCGGUUUCGGUGCAGGAGGCGCGGCAGGGAGAGCGGAUGGGCUGACCAGGGCCGGCCCGAGAAGCACCGUGCGUUUCGUGAGUGAUGAUGGGCGAGGCGAGGGGGAGCACUAUGGUGGGAGACGGGAUGAGGAUGAGGAGGAGGAGGAGGAGGAGGAGGAGGAGGAGGAGGAGGAGGAGGAGGAUAUGGGUGGGGGUGUAGAGUACGAAUAUGAUGACAUUGACAUGGACUCACCUGGGGGGCAUGGUGGUGCGUAUGCAUCGUACAGCCAUGGCAGGAGCGGCAGCACUGCUGCUAUUCGCCAACCCCCCCGCCACAUCCCGGCACCCACACGUGACUAUGAUGACGAGGAUUCUGACCUGGAUGACGUGGAGGAGUACACUCCUGUGAGGGGGCCACUGUGUCUCGCUCGCACGUCAUGCACCGAAGCCAUCAUGAAUCCUCCCACCCACUCUUAUUGCACCAACGACUCAUGCAUGGGAGGCCGACCGAGUCCGCUGCAUCAUCAGCCGCCGUGCCUGCUGCCCACUGCAAUGCACCCUCUCCGUGUGGCUCUCAUGCGUCCACACCCUGCUGAUGCCCGCGCCACUCUCACCAUCACAGCAUCAGCAACUCUUUCACAUCAUCGAUGGGAGGAUGUUUUAGACGCCUAA
Closterium sp. Yama58-4 is the source of this 1251-nucleotide messenger RNA. The record is from the annotation of a GenBank genome assembly. Lineage: Eukaryota; Viridiplantae; Streptophyta; Zygnematophyceae; Desmidiales; Closteriaceae.